This is a messenger RNA of Choloepus didactylus (southern two-toed sloth), 2686 nucleotides long. It is a transcript of the gene NUSAP1, whose product is annotated as nucleolar and spindle associated protein 1. NCBI's taxonomy places the organism in Eukaryota, Metazoa, Chordata, Mammalia, Pilosa, Megalonychidae. Gene Ontology annotation, biological process: mitotic cytokinesis; establishment of mitotic spindle localization; mitotic chromosome condensation. The coding region runs from base 523 to 1863 and encodes 446 amino acids. Gene Ontology annotation, molecular function: microtubule binding. The record is from RefSeq and is a predicted model, not a curated record. Gene Ontology annotation, cellular component: microtubule; mitotic spindle; nucleolus. The transcript has 11 exons.
GGCGAGGACCCCUUCACUACCAGCGUGUCCCAUUCCAUGGAAGUCGUAAAAGAAGGUGCGCCAAUCGCCUUCUGAGCUUCCUCAUCACAAAAGUUGUCCCGCGGCAACUUUGCAUAACGCGAUCGAUGCCGCCGCUGCCGAGCCGCCAUUUUCCGCAGCCGGCGCCUUGGUUUCGAACCAGCACCAGACCCCGCCCCAAGUGGAUUUCUGCUUCCUCAUUGGACAUCUGGGCGCGCGCUUGUUCCUUGGACGCGCUUCACACGCGCCUCUGCGCCUUUGUGUAUUGGUGAGAGACUGGAAGGAGCGUGCGUCUUUGGGGGCACGCAGUCAGCCUUUCUAUUGGUCAACUCAGGAAACUCCGCCUUCGAAACCUUUUUAACCAAUGGAAGUGCAGCAUUUUUUAUUUAAACUGUCUAUGAAUUUUUGCUUGCUCAACGCCAAGAGUGGCGCCAGAGAUUUGAACGGCGCUUCUGAGAGUGGUGGACUGAGGCUCUGCGUGGGUCGCCUGGAUUGCAGAUCGCGAUGACCGUCCCCUCCCUAGAGGAGCUGGACUCCUUCAAGUACAGUGACCUGCAGAACUUGGCCAAGAGGCUUGGCCUCCGGGCUAACCUGAGGGCAGACAAGUUGCUAAAAGCUUUGAAAGCCCAUCUUAAACAAGAAGCAAAAAAAGAAAAUGAGAAUCAGGAUGAAAGUCAAACUUCUACAUCCUCUUGUGAUGAGACUGAGAUGCAGAUUACCAUUCAAGAUCAAACUGAGAGGAAGACAGUUGACCAUACCGGCAAAACACGGAAAAGACGCAAGACGUUCCACGGGCACCCUGACUCCAAGGAUCAUUCAGAGAUGAAAAUAAGUGAUCCCACCACAUUUCAGAAUCAGGAGCAGGAGGAAAACCAGAAUCUCAAAACAGUUGCGGAAGCUCCUCCAGAUGAGAGCCAAGGAGAUGAGAAUGGAGUUUCCAAGAAAAAAAGCGAAAUAAAUGAUUUAGGUAAUGAAGAUUCAAAGAUACCUUCAGAAAGAAAAACAUCUCUCUACAUAGAUGGUUUUUCCAAACCUAGAAAAAAUAAAAAAACUGGAAGCAAUACUCCAAACUUUAAGAAGCUUCAUGAGGCUCGUUUUAAGGAAAUGGAAUCCAUUGAUCAAUAUAUUGAGAGAAAAAAGAAACAUUUUGAAGAACACAACACUUCAUUUUAUGAACUAAAGAAGCAGCCUGUUAGAGGAGUGAUCGUGACCCCAGUCCCUCCAAGAGAAAGGCCUUCUGUGGCUUACACUCCUGCCAGCCAGCGGCGCUCGCAGCGUGGGUCCCACGGCACUGCAGGGCGGAGCAUCUUGGGUCCGAGGCGGUCAGAAAAGCCCUCUACUCUCUCAGCCACAAAAAUGAACGUAAGGUUUUCAGCUGCUACUGCAGAUAACGAGCAUAAACGUUCACUGACCAAGACUCCAGCCAGAAAGUCUCCACAUGUGAUCAUAUCUGGGAUUACCCCAAAAGGCCAGGCUGUGCUCAGAACACACACGUUAAAGAACACUAUGGGUGGUUCAGCUGCUGUCAUUACCCCACUCAGGUUGACAGCUGAGGUAGUGCAGACUCCCGGCUCCAGUAAGAAACCAGUAUUUGACCUCAAAGCAAGCUUGUCUCGUCCCCUCAACUAUGUGCCACACAAAGGAAAGCUGAAACCAUGGGGGCAAUCUAAAGAAAAUAAUUCUCUGAAUGAACGUGUGAAUAGAGUUAGUUUCCACAAGAAGACUUACAAACAACCUCGUCUCCAAACCAGGGAAGAGCAACGGAAGAAGCACGAACAAGAACGAAAGGAGAAGAAAGCAAAAGUUUUGGGAGCUCGAAGAGGCCUCCUUGGGGCUGCAGAUUAAUGAUGUUUUAACAUCCUGUAAAUACUCUUCUCUGGGGAACUUUUUUUUCUUUUGUAAAUAUUUUUGUGUCCUCCCCCGAGUCAAAAGACCUUUUUCUAUUCUUAACUUUGUUUAUAAUAUAUGUAGUGUCUGUGGGCUCUUCACCUGCCACAUCUCUGAAAAGACAUUAUAGCCUUAAAGCUAACAAGUUCUUCUUGCAAAUGGUCUUUACCUAAGUCCUGGUACACCUCAGUUUUCUAAUAAGAUCUAUCCUAUAGAUUCUUGACCUAGAUUUUUUAAUGUCAAGGUCCCUCUGCUGGUUCUAAUAUUAACAAAAUGCACUCCUCUUCUAGGCAAAAGCAUUUACCUAAUGUCAGCUAAUUAUACCACAAGCUUCAGUAGACAUUUAACAAGUUAAAUAGGGGAAGGUGGGAUAGAAAAGCCACCUCUUCAUCAUCUAAUCUAGACUGUAGUAAUCUUAAUGAAACUGUGGGCCAUAUGAUUUGGUUAUGGCAUGAAUAUUUUGCCUAUGUGAAAAAUGUGUUUUGUUUCAGCUUAUGCACACCUUUGUUUGGAUUGCUUCAUGUAAUUGCUCUCAGUCACUCACUGUAUUCUUAAAACAAAGCUCUAUAGCUCAUUCUUGCCUUGAUUAUUUAACAAUAAAAGAUGCAGGACCAUAUGGAAAUUAGAGGAUUGCUGCUUUAAGGAUUACUAUGCUCUGUCAAACUAGCUUCUUAUUCACUUUAUGUAGAAGACUACAGUUGCUUAGCAUCAUAUUCAUGUUUGUUGCACCUAAAUGGAGCUUCUGAGUUUUGUAUUGCUUAUGAUUUUCAUAAAUAAAAUU